AUGCAGGCCCUACCUUUCGCUUUCCUUCUCUUCAUAUCGCUAUCAAUCGUGGAAACUAAAAGAAGUUCUAGUGAAAAAGAAGAUGAACAAGAAAUUGUACCUAUAUGGUCUGGCGGAACGACCCCUGUUUACGAGGACAAGGGUUCCAUCAAAGAAGAUAAUAAUGGUCAUGAAAUUCGGCCUAUGGAACCGGACAAGGACGACGAAAGUGAAAAAGAAAGAUAUGGCAAUGAAAUUCAGCCCAUGAAUCCCAAUCUCAGCGGAACUACUCCUGGAUACACGGGAAACAAGUGUGAAAAAGAAAGAAAUGGUAAUGAAAUUCGGCUUAUGAAUCCCAGCAGUACUACUCCUGGAUACAUGCGGAAAGGUUCUACUCCUGGAAUCAUUAUAAAUGAAGUCUACCCUACGUGGCCUACAGUAAAUACGCCUGGUUACAUGGAGAAGGGUUCUACCCGGAAGAAGUGUGUUUAUAAAACUACUACUACUACAACGUGGUCUACAAUAACAACUCCUGGAUACGACGAAAGCGGUUCUACUCGAGGAAAUGCUCCAGAUGAAAAGCCGCCUACAAAGCCUCCAGCACGUACGCAUGGAAACGAAGAAAAGGGUUCCGGUAGAGGAAAUAAUGCAGGAUACAAACCGCCCACGGGGCCUUCAGUAUCUUACUCAGUAUGGCCAGGAUACGGAGGAAGAGGUCUUACUCAUGGAAAGACGAGACUAGGACUAGGAGGCUUUCAAGGAAAUCAACUCAGUCUGGGACGCUCACCCUCAUUUCAACAUCUUUCCUCGGCUAUUAAACAAUGA
This is a messenger RNA of Haemonchus placei, 804 nucleotides long. NCBI's taxonomy places the organism in Eukaryota, Metazoa, Nematoda, Chromadorea, Rhabditida, Trichostrongylidae. The record is from the annotation of a GenBank genome assembly.